Messenger RNA from Hipposideros armiger (great roundleaf bat), 1784 nucleotides. RefSeq lists its product as uncharacterized. Lineage: Eukaryota; Metazoa; Chordata; Mammalia; Chiroptera; Hipposideridae. The coding region runs from base 1 to 849 and encodes 282 amino acids. The transcript has 6 exons. The record is from RefSeq and is a predicted model, not a curated record.
AUGGGGGCGCGGCGCGGGCGGGGCGGAGAGGAGAGUCCGGGGGAGGCAGCGAGGCUGCGCCCUGGGCUUCCGACCGAUCUCCGCCGGCGAGCGGCUCAGGCCCGGGGCGAGAGCGCGGGGCCGCCGGGCAGCGGAGGGAGAGAUGAGGAGGACCCGGAGGCUCGCCGCGGACGGGGGCCCGGGUGGAGGAAUCCUAGGGUGUGCCUGGAGGUGGCGGAGUGUGCCGACGCGGGUGGGCACGGGGGUGAGCGGGGCAAGUCCUUGCUUGCGGCCGAGCCUGGCCACCUGACGAAGUGGAACUCGCCACCGCGCAGGCUUUCCGGCUCUCCGAGCUCUCAGCUGCGUGUGCUGGGGUUGGACAGGUCCCGGGGGUGGGAGCGGGUGAGGAUCUGGUAUACACUGCCCUUAUCCCAGAUAAAAGCCGCUUUCCUCCCAGAGCGCGAGCGGCACGACCCGAAGGACGGGGAGCUGGCAGUCGGCACGUGCCACAGGGCCCAGCGGCGGGUGCGCCCAGCAUCCCUGGAGAGUGGUAUCCCGCCCAGACUUCCACAUUCGCGGCCGCGGGGCGCGGAGGGUUCAGUGCCGGCUGACUGUGCGGACAGGAGACUCCAGCUUUCCCCAUGUCUCCGGCCCCGGUGCCCGGAAUCAGGGAUCUUGGACUGGCGCUUGGCAGCAGGGACCGGAACGCAGGUCUUGACCGAUGACACUUCUGGAUGCAGGGAGGACCUAGAGGAGGGCAGAACCACAAGAAAGAAGGAGCCUGAUUCCCUGGAUGACUGUGUGGAGCAAACACCUAACCUUUUUUGGACUGUGAAAGCUGCUGGCAGUGGCAUGAUGGUGGGGAAGUAAAGUGUGGGGCAGUGCGAGUGACGGACUGCUUUGCCCUAGGAGGAUUCCUUUUACUUCCCGUUUCACCCAACUCAAAUGCCAUUGAGUUGAACUGAAGUGCCAAUUUAAGGUUGCAGUUUUGCCCAGGACAGUGGGUAUGCUUUUUUCUUAUCUACAUCAGCUUCCCGAUCCCCCCACCCCCCAGCCCACCUAAAUAUCAACAUGGAGCAUUAGCCCAGAGUCUGGCAUUCAAUAAACAUUUUAACUAAACUGAUAUGUCUUCAUCCACUAACAUUAACUCAACAAACACUUAUUAAAAUGUUCAUUCACUUAACAUAUUUAUUGGAUGUCCACUAAUUGCUGUGCUGGCCAUUUGUGCUGAGCAAGUGGACACAGGCCCUGCCUUCUUGGAGAUCUGCAUGAAUGUUAGGCUCACUAAACCUCAUCUGGGGCUCAGUGAAUCCUGAGGGGUGGAGGGAAGCUAGAUAUGCAAAUUCUCUAAACACUCUCAUGAGGUAAAUCUAUUAUUUCUCCCAUUUCUCUGAUGAAGAAGCGGAUGUGAGUGUCACACAGCUGCAGUAGUGACAGAGUUAGUACAUGUGACAGGGGUGUGCAUGGAGAGCUAAGGGAGCACCGGGAGGAGGCACUUAGUCCAGCCUGAGGGGUCAGGGAAGAUGCUCUGGAGGAGAUGACAUCUGAGCUGAGUUUGGAAAGAUGACAAGUUAUCAGCCAAAUGACUGAGGGGAUGAAGUAAAUGACAGACAGCAAAGACACCAAGGUACAAAAGAGCUCAGGGUGUGACUGGAAUGUGAGGCCAGAGGCAGUCACAGCAGGGGCUGAGGCUAGGAAGCCAAGCCAAGGAGCUGGACUCUAGCCUGAAGGCUGCAGGGGAACACCGAUGGGCUGCAGGCAGAGCUCCUAGGUCUGACAACUAAGUUCACGAACUUGUUGCAACA